Molecule: messenger RNA, 1490 nt
Organism: Cloeon dipterum
Lineage: Eukaryota; Metazoa; Arthropoda; Insecta; Ephemeroptera; Baetidae
Gene: Aladin
Product: aladin
Exons: 4
Coding region: 135-1421 (428 amino acids)
Biological process (GO): nucleocytoplasmic transport
Cellular component (GO): nuclear pore
Molecular function (GO): protein binding
Source: RefSeq, a predicted model, not a curated record
CACUGGAUGGCGCCACGGGCUACACAACUGCAACGAAACGAGGGAAAAUCGCUGAUCAGCCGGCACAAGAGGAAUUUACGGAAUUUACAAACAAAUUAGAAAUUUCAUCCAGGUUUUUAGUUUAAUCUUGAAAAAUGACAGACAUUGGCAUGGAUUUCUCCGUGACGUCUGUCCCUCCAGACGGCCAAAGAUGGUUCUGCGAACUGGACGGUCGUCUACACAGUCGGCCUCGACAGGGAUCUUUUAACCCUGAGUCACCUCUGCUGGCGGCCCUGACUGCCUACUGCGAGAACUUGGACGCACCGAGUGACAAAGCGCAUGACCACUGGCGUGCCCCUCUGGACCAUCAGCCCGGCGGCCUCUUCCUGUCCGCCCCGACGUCAACGGCGAAAGCUGCUGUGGCCGCCUUCUACCACCACGGCUGGGUGGCAGGCCUCGAAGUGCUCUCUAAACAAAAUCGCUUGCUGGACCGCGUCCUCCGCUCAUUGGCUCCCAAGCACCAGGUCGGGGGUCACCGGCCUCUGAUGGCCGCCCACCCGACGGACAAAGAGCUGGCCGUCGCUUUCCGAGAGGAUGUUGUGCGCGUAGUUGGUUGGGCCAAAGGACAGGCACACGACUUCAAGUCUAAAUUCAGGGUGCUCUGCCUUGGUUGGCGGCCGUAUGCCCACCACCUCGUAGCUGGUUGUGCUGCUGGACUGCUCGUGUGGAGUGCCAAACAGGAAAACAAACAGUAUUCAGAUCUGCCGAUGAGCACCGGGCGGCACUGCCUGCUGCCCAGUCCAAACAGCUGUCCAGUUGCCGCCGUGGCGUGGCAGCCAAAGGGUGACUACCUGGUGGCCGCGGCCGGCAACGAGCUGUACCUGGUGCGGCCCGAGACUGAGCAUUGGUGGCUUCUGCCACGGGGAGCGGCCGCUCAUCUGCUGCUUUGGUCACCAUGCGGCCGGCGCCUGCUGGCCGCCUCAUCCGGAGCCUCCUUCCACCUGUGGAACGCGGCCACCUGGACUGCUGAGCGGUGGACCGUUGCGCGAGGCUCCUUGGUGGCCGCCGCCUUUAGCCCAGACGGCCGCCUGAUGCUGUUUGGCGAUGAGGCUGGCCUCUAUUGUCUGCCGACGGACGGACAAGCUUUCCUUAUUGAGCAAACGCGCGUGACCGCCUUGGCCUGGGAUGGGACGGUCCUGGCCGCUAUUCAUCAUGGCAGCGCUGCGGUUCAUGUUUACAGCACCAGAACUGAUCCCCAACUCAACAUUAGACCUUAUUUUGUAAUUGAUGGCAAGGAAGGCGAAAUAGCAUCAUCUAUCAACUUCUUCCCUGGCGCCAAGGGCGCCUCCUUGUUGGUGAUCCUUUGGUCUUCAGGCAGAGUCCAAUCCUUCCCUUUCACGACACAAGAAGCCUUUAGCAAAGCCAACAGCCGCAGAUUCUGAGACUGAAUUGUGAUUUUUUUGUACAUGUCAUAUAUAAUCUCGCAAAAAUAAAUUCGCUGUGAAACUCAA